This is a messenger RNA of Megalops cyprinoides (Indo-Pacific tarpon), 4375 nucleotides long. Its product is annotated as caprin-1-like. Gene Ontology annotation, molecular function: RNA binding. The record is from RefSeq and is a predicted model, not a curated record. The transcript has 19 exons. Lineage: Eukaryota; Metazoa; Chordata; Actinopteri; Elopiformes; Megalopidae. Gene Ontology annotation, cellular component: cytoplasm. Bases 150 to 2276 code for a protein of 708 amino acids.
UCUCCCUCAGUUGUCGGUGAGGCCGGCGGGGCGGAUCCCAUAUUACGAACAUUAAGAAAAGAUAAAGCAACACAGUACACGCUUCGGCAGCUUUAGCCCUCAAACGAAUCGUCUCCCUUGUGGAUAAACUUAGCAACAGAACAUAAAAGAUGCCCUCAGCGACAAUUGGUAACAGGACUGUGCAGUCCUCCAGUCCAGAUGUGGGAUCCGCUCCUGGAUCAAUGGGCCAGCUCACCGUGACCGCCCAGUCGUCUGGAGCCCAAACUGAAGCCAUGAAGCAAGUGUUGGGUGUCAUUGAAAAGAAGGUCCGCAACAUGGAAAAGAAAAAGAGCAAGCUGGAUGACUAUCAGGCAAGGAAAAAUAAAGGAGAGCGUCUAAACCAGGACCAGCUGGAUGCCUUGUCCAAGUUCCAGGAGGUGGCAAAUAACUUGGAGUUUGCUCGUGAGCUGCAGAAGAGCUUCCUGGCUUUGGGUCAAGAUAUCCAGAAGGCGGUGAAGAAGUCGGCGCGGCGGGAGCAGCUGCAGAGGGAGGAGGCGGAGCAGAAGCGGCUGAAGACGGUGCUGGAGCUGCAGUUCCUCCUGGACAGGCUGGGGGAGGAUGGGGUGCGGCAGGAGCUGAAGCAGGGCGUCAGCGGCUCCCCCCUGCUCACAGACGGCGACCUCACCGCCCUCGACGACUUCUACAAGCUGUUGGGACCAGAGCGUGACCCCAGCAUCAGGCUGACUGACCAGUUUGAGCAGGCAUCUCAACACUACUGGGACCUUCUGGAAGGGAAGGACAAAGCAGUGGCAGGAACCACAUACAAAGCCCUGAAGGACACCCUGGACAAGGUGCUGCAGAGCGGCUACUUCGACAAAGCCCACACUCACCAGAACGGAGUGUGUGAGGAGGAGGAAGAGGAGGAGGAGGAAGACCAGCCCGGGGUGGUCGAGUCGGGCGAGGCCGAGGAGCGACCCUCAGAGCCUGAAGCUGAAGUUACUGAAGAAUACACAGAGACCAUUGAAGUGGAAGCCACAGAGUUUGUGAACAGACAGUUUAUUCCAGAAGUUGCUUAUAGCAGCAGUGACAAAGAACAAGCUGAUGAGUGGAACACACAACCAGAGGUGGUCAGCGCCAUCCAGCAGCAGCCCGCUGUGCUGUCAGCCCCUCCCCCCGUCACCCCCGAGCCCCAUGCCCUGAACCCCGCCCCCACGCCCAUCUCCGACCCCGUCGUCAGGAAACAGGCGGUACAGGACCUAAUGGCGCAGAUGCAGGGGCCCUACAACUUCAUGCAGGACUCCAUGCUGGAGUUUGACGGCCAGGCCAUCGACCCAGCCAUCGUGUCCGCCCAGCCCAUGAAGCCCGCUCAGAUGGACCUGCCACAGAUGGUGUGCCCCCCAGUUCACGCAGAAUCCCGCUUGACACAACCCAGCGCAGUACCCGUGCAGUCAGAACCCACACAGGUACCCAUGGUCACCCCCCCACCUGAAGCUUUCUCCUCGACACCACCCCUCUACCAGCCCUCACACACAGACCCCCGACCGCCAUCAGACGCCAUCGACCCCAUCCAGGCCUCAAUGUCCCUAUCGUCAGAGCAGCCCCCCGCCUCCUCGCCCCUGCCCGCCGUGUCACAGCCCCAAGUGUUCCAGCCCGUGGCCAAACCCCUCCACAGCAGCGGCAUAAACGUCAACGCAGCCCCAUUCCAGUCCAUGCAGACGGUGUUCAACCUGAAUGCCCCUGUCCCCCCGGCCAAUGAGACGGACCCCCUGAAGCAGCCCAGCCAGUACCAGAGCAGCUACAGCCAGGGCUUCAGCAGCCAGACACAGCACGCUGUGGAGCAGCCCGAGAUGCAGCAGGAGCAGCUGCAGUCUGUUGUUGGUGCCUUCCACACCCAAGACCAAACCAUUCCCAGCACAGGGGGCCACCCGCAGCCCCAGCAGCAAGGCGCUGGAUUCGGGCGGCCGGGACAGUCCUUCUACAACAGCAGGGCUAUGCCCCGCGGCGGGCCCAGGAACUCCCGCGGCAUGAUCAAUGGCUACAGGGGACCCUCCAAUGGUUUCAGAGGUGGAUAUGACGGUUACCGCCCUCCUUUCUCCAACACUCCCAACAGCGGCUAUGGACAAACCCAGUUCAACACGCCUCGCGACUACCCCAACAGCAACUAUCAGCGGGACGGGUACCAACAGAACUACAAGCGUGGAGCCGGCCAGGGACCUCGAGGUUGCUCUCGAGGUCGAGGAGGACCAUUCAGGCCUAGCCGAGGGAUGCCCCAAAUGACCGUACAACAGGCCAACUAACCCUGGCUUGACUGGAAGUAUCCAAGACCUCCGAAUCACCUCCCCCCACCCUCAUACAACACACACACACACACACACACACAAACACCUUCCAGCUUCCUUCCACGAUCCCUCAGCCUUCUGAAACCCACUUGCUUCCCCAGACCGUAAUUUUCUCCUUCUGCUCACAUUUUCGGUUGAGUCUCAAAACUCAAGGACUUUAUUGAAGGUGCAAGACAGUGCGAGCUUGAAUCUGUGAAGCCAUAUCUCCCUCAGCUAAUUGUGCCUCAUUGUUCUGUGCUACUGUUAUAGCCUUACACUGAUCAAACAGGAAUUUGUGUGCCUUUACCUAUGAUUUGUAGACUUGGGGGCUUGACUGGCUAGUUGAUGGUGGGUAACAAGGUGGCAGGGACCGGGAGAGGGUCGAUGUGAGGGUAGCCCAGGUGACCCUGGUUUGCUCCGAUUGUGCAGCCUCUUAACAAGUGGAAAUGCUGUUUUCAUCAAUGCUGAAAUCCUCAUGUAACCAUGGCAUAGCUGGAAAAUAAGUGCUGUGCUAUGUGGGUCAGAAGGAGCAUGGUUUUCUGCAAGCCUGAAUGACAGCCUCUUGAGAUUACUUUUCUUUGGCCAACUACCACUAGGGUGCACUUCACACACACUUACGCAAGUAGUUGGAUGGUGUCUGUCGAUUCUCUGCUGUUCUCUUUAAACACAAGUGGUUCCUGUGUGCUCCGUUUGGGACUUUUUCUAAUGCGGUUAAGCAGGUGAGGGCAUACCACUCUGUACACAUGUACUAUGUACCCUAAUUCUGUUCCUGUAGUGCUAGCGUUAUAUUGGCCUCUGGUAGUUUGUUGGAGAUGAAUGUUGAGGCUGUACGCAAGCCCUGUCUGUUUUGUAAAGGAUUCUGCAACUGUCCUGUAUCAACAGAACGGUUACUGUACUUAAAGGAAACCUGUGAUAUACUUUCACACACAUGUAAGAGAAUCCAAAUCUCUGGGUGGCGAUUGCCUAACUCUUCCCUGUGAUUAGGAAGCAGAUGCACUGUCCAUUCUAGUUUUAUUAGUGAUAGGGCUUCCAGUCUGUAUUUACUUAAGGCUUAACCGUUUAGUGCAAAUCUAAUCACAAGCCAGUCUGUUCAAAUGUGGGCACCGUCCAGUGUGUGAUGUUUACAUUCCCUUUCCAUUACACGUGUGAAGAAAACAACAUUAAAAUGUGAUUUCCAGUUUAUUUCUAUCCAUUCAGACACUUUCCGCCAUGAAAGUUUGGACUCCUCCUUACCGAAAAGCAUUUCAGGAAUUGACACACAUUUUUGGUCCGAAACAUAAAUCGUACAGCGAGUACUCAUUUGGAGAAAACAUUUCAGUUUGUUUAAUGUUUUUAUAAACCGUUGAGAUCAGCAUCUCAGCUUUAAAUAUCACCACAUCUCUUGUGGUGAGGAAAAGGGAAGAAUUCAUUUUAAAGACAUUGCUUCUGCUUCUGUGGGUAUGUCUGCUAGCCUUGGCUUGUGAUGUCCUUUAACUGUUAAUUAAGCCUUUAGUUCUGAGACAUGAAGUGAGAACUGAAUACACAAAUCUACUUUUGAAAACCACUUCUGAGUUGAAAUGUAAGCUUGUUGGCACAUAUUUAAUUUUGAUAAUCACGUUUCAUUUUGUUAAUUUAUAUUUGGUUGGUACUGAAUGUUUAGAUUUUGAAUGAAUGGUUUAAAGCCUCAUGUUUUUUUUUUUUAUUUUUCAAGGCUGUCAAUGCAUGAUGGUAGAGAGCAUUCAGAAGAAUGGAUGAAAUGAAAUGUGAUUGAUAUGGCUGCAGUUGAACAGUGAUGGCAUGUUCAAACAGUUACAGGCUAGUUUGCGUAAUCAAAGAUGCACAGGGGCCUGGUUCCCAUAGCACAGGGGAGCACAUUUUGGUGUUAUGUGGUGCACUGAGGAGGGCUUGUGACCAGGCAAAAGGUCCAUAUGUUCAGUAUGUUUGUCCUGGGCUAGACAUGGCCUGCAGGGGUACCUCAUGGAUUCGUGACAUCAGCUAGUUUGUCUGCACACCCCCAUUUGUUCUUGUUUGAAAUUCCCUGUAACCGCUCACGUUCUGAUGUAGGCAUACCAUUGAAUCUCAUGUGACGUGCACAAAAA